Amblyraja radiata (thorny skate) is the source of this 2962-nucleotide messenger RNA. RefSeq lists its product as uncharacterized. The record is from RefSeq and is a predicted model, not a curated record. Gene Ontology annotation, molecular function: triacylglycerol lipase activity. Bases 242 to 2086 code for a protein of 614 amino acids. The transcript has 8 exons. Gene Ontology annotation, cellular component: lipid droplet; membrane; cytoplasm. Gene Ontology annotation, biological process: lipid homeostasis; triglyceride catabolic process. Lineage: Eukaryota; Metazoa; Chordata; Chondrichthyes; Rajiformes; Rajidae.
AGAGAGCGGAGCGGUAGCACGCCAGCGCUCGACCGAUCGGGUGCAAUUGCUUGACAUCAAACAGCGAUAGAGGGAGGGAGGAGGGAGGGAGGGAGGGAGAAGCGGAGCGCUGAGGAGCAGAGAGGCUUCUGACGGGCCAGUAAGUAGGCAAGAAUAGAAGACAGGAGAAUUGUGUGGAAAUAAUUCUUGGGGGAAGAAGGAUUGGAAAAGCAAUGUUAAAGAGUUUGGUGUAAACAAGCUAAUGAAUUGUGUAAGGAAAAUGAGGAAGGAAAUGCUAUCAACAUCAAGAAUAGAAGAAGAAGAAUCCCCGGGUGUUCAGUUAAGGCAAAGAGGUCUCCUGGAACCGUGCCUUAAACCCAAGGGAACUUUAGCUCUUUGGAAUAAGGGGCUUCAAGAUGUUGGGGAACAGAAUGGAGAUGUUUGGAGAGACAGAUUUUCUGGAAUUAGAGAUCAAGAAGGAAUUCGGGGAUCUUUGCAAUGGGAAGUGGAUACUUCUGGAGUGCAAGUUCAGGGAGAUGGGCGAUCAGGCUCCUUGCAAAAGGGAGAGGGGCUUCCAGGAGUACAUUUUCAGGGGGGGUGGAGAACAGCCUCUGUAAAAGAGGAAAGAAAGUCCUUAGGAAUGCCGGCGAAGGGAGAAGGAAUUCCAGUGUCUUUCCAGUCAGCAGCAGGGUUCUCAGAAGGAUUUGGGGAAGAGGAGGUGGUGGGUUCCAAACUGUGGGGCGAGGAGCUUUCUGCAGCGUGGGACGGGAACCGUGCGCCACGGGUUAGAAUGUGCGCAGCCCAGGUGAACUCUGCCACCAAGCUACAGGGAGACCUGCUUCUGAAUGAGCAUGGGGUCCAUCCGCAGGGAGGAGAUGCGCAGGUUGAGCCUGGCGGUUCGGAAGAUAAUGAAAGAGUCGGACCCGAGGUGGAGGAUGGCGAGGUCUCGCCCAUGGAACUGUCCUUCUCUGGCUCUGGGUUUCUGGUGACCUAUCACAUCGGCGUGGCGGAAUGCUUGUUGGAAAACUUGCCCCAGGUUGUGCUUGCAGCUCCGAGGGUGUUUGGAGCUUCUGCUGGUUCCCUCAUCGCCGCUGCUGUAGUCUGUGGCGUUGAUCUAGAUCGUUUCUAUCAGACCCUUAGUCUGGCUGCUAAACAGUCAAGAAGAUGGUUUCUUGGACCGAUGAAUCCACUAUUUAGUCCUCUCCAAAUUGUAAAGAAGGGUCUGGUGGAGAAUCUUCAUGAGAAUGCGUACGAGCUUGCCUGCGGGAGGCUGUUUAUUUCCAUGACCCGGGCAUCUGACGGACAAAACGUCCUAGUCUCCGACUUCAGUUCAAAUGAGGAACUUAUUCAGGCUUUAUUGUGUAGCUGUUUUGUUCCUGUCUACUGUGGACUAGUCCCUCCAACCUUCCGUGGUGUGCGUUACAUUGACGGAGGAUUUACGAACAGCCAGCCUCUGUAUGACAAGAAGAACACCAUCACCAUUUCCCCAUUCUCAGGAGAGAUUGAUAUUUGUCCCAGGGAUUUUGUUGAUUGCUUCUUACUCUGUUUUGCCAACUGCACCUUCGGAUUCACCCCUGAAAACCUGUGUCGCGUCGGCUUGGCUCUCUUCCCACCAAGCCCCAAGGUUCUGCAGAGAUUUCUCUGGAAUGGCUACAGUGACACCUUGCUUUACAUGCAGACAAACAACAUGCUAAGUCUUGAUGCCCCGAUUAUAGUGAAGAUUUUAUCAAAAUACCACUGUAAGAAGCGUUUCCAAUGUCUGGCUUCAUCGGGUGCUGAAGAGGCCAAUCGCCAUCUGCAAUUUGAAGCGAGCUGCAGGGCUCGUUGGUCGGAAGGCCAGCCUUCUCGGCGCAAGGUCCGGAUUCCUAAAGCAUUACUGUCGAUGGGCAUUUGGAAGAGCAGCAUCUUUGACAUCUGCAGUUUGGUCUUCUAUCCAAUACAUUACGUGACAUCUGUUGCUCAAAGGUUUAGGAGGCGGUUUCUUCGCAUCCCGAAUGCAAUUGGUUCGAUGUUUAAGAAUGAUGUUCGUCGGACCACAGAAUUGCCAAAUGUUUCCAGAACAGAAAGAUGCAAUUCUGCCCAUUGCGUUCAUAUUGGCUCCAUUUAACAACAAUCCAUUUCAUUGCAUUUCCCAGCCAACUUCCUGUAGCCACACAUUUGUAUUUCCUUUAGCAGAACAAUCAGUAUUUCUUUAGAACGCUACAAUUGAAUCUGCCUCUGUGAAAAUUGCAGACAUUGCAUUUUGGACCUUAAUUGAUUGCUACAUAUUAAGGCCUUUCAGAGAGUCAAAAUGAGAUACAGGCCUUUCGGCACAGCAAGUCUGUGCUAACCCAUUUACACUAAUCUUGCAUUAAUCCUAUUUUUUGACUCUCCCCACAUUAUCAUCACCUCUCCCCAGAUUCUAACACUCACCUACAUACAGUGGACAGGUCUGAAGAAGGGUUUCGGCCCAAAACGUUGCCUAUUUCCUUCGCUCCAUAGACGCUACUGCACCCGAUGAGUUUCUCCAGCAUUUUUCUGUACCUACAGUGGACAUUUAAUCUCCCAACCUGCAUGGAUGUGGAAAGAAAUUGGAGCUUCAGGGAAAAUGAAUGAAAUCCUGGACCCAUUACAACCCUGGGCCUCCUCCACUGUCAGAGUGAAGCCAUACGCAAUUUGGAGGAGCAGCACCUCAUAUUUUGCUUGGGCAGCUUCCAACCAAGCGGCAUGAAUAUUGAUUUCUCUAACUUCAAGUAACCCUUGCAUUCUCCGUCUCUCCGUCCCUCCCCCACCCAAGUCCUCUUGCUAAUUUCAAUGUUUGUAUUCCUUCGCGAUAACCUCGUCCCCAGCUAACAAUUGUGGGCUCCACCUCUCCUGAGCCUUGGAUGCAGGCUCUUUGUUCUGUAUCUUGCCAUGCCUCUAGUGUCCCCUCCCAUAGGCAUUGUCCGAUAAAGAAUCUCAAGUAAAACGUCACCUUUUCCUUUUCUCCAGAGAUGCUGCCUGA